Messenger RNA from Meyerozyma guilliermondii ATCC 6260, 522 nucleotides. RefSeq names its product thioredoxin peroxidase (gene AHP1). NCBI's taxonomy places the organism in Eukaryota, Fungi, Ascomycota, Pichiomycetes, Serinales, Debaryomycetaceae. Gene Ontology annotation, cellular component: peroxisome; cytoplasm; mitochondrion. The coding region runs from base 1 to 522 and encodes 173 amino acids. The transcript has a single exon. Gene Ontology annotation, biological process: cellular response to oxidative stress; hydrogen peroxide catabolic process; cell redox homeostasis. Gene Ontology annotation, molecular function: thioredoxin peroxidase activity. The record is from RefSeq and is a predicted model, not a curated record.
AUGUCCCAAUCUUUCCCAACCGACGUCAAGCUCAAGUAUGUUCCAUACUCAAAGGCUGCUGACGAUAUUGCCGCCUGCGCCAACCCAAUUGCUUUGGAUUUAGCCAAACUUUUCCCUGGUAAAACCAUUGUGUUGACCUCUGCUCCCGGUGCUUUCACCCCUACUUGUACCGAGCAGCACGUUCCGGGCUACUUGAAAAAAAUCGACGAGUUCAAGCAGAAGGGAGUCGACAAAAUCAUCAUCCUCACCGCCAACGAUCCAUUUGUCAAUGCUGCCUGGGGUAAGGCAUUGGGCUACAAGGACGAAGAAAACUAUGUGGUUUUCGCAACCGACCCUAACGCAGCUUUGUCCAAGGAAUUGGGUGACGAGUACCUUGCUGACUUGACUGGUGCUGGUUUCGGACUUAGAACCGGUCGUUACGCUGCUAUUGUCAAGGACGGUAAGACUGAAUAUUUGAAGGCUGAAAACGGCGGUAGCUUGACUGACAUUGCUACUGCCGAGAACAUUUUGGGUAAGCUCUAA